Messenger RNA from Cherax quadricarinatus, 1325 nucleotides. NCBI's taxonomy places the organism in Eukaryota, Metazoa, Arthropoda, Malacostraca, Decapoda, Parastacidae. The record is from RefSeq and is a predicted model, not a curated record.
GCUAUUGGUGGUUAGGCAUGAGAGGUGGACGGUGAUUGGCUAGUGCUGGUACAGAUGUCAACAGUGUUUGAGAGAGACAGCUGAAGCAACAAGUGAAUUAUUACGUGUACCUCAGGUGUCUACAGAUUACUGUAUUUAGUAGCUGCUUAAAUAACUGGCAAAUGUAACCAUCAUGGCAAAUUGGAAAAGCAAACAAAAGAGUUCUUCCUGGCAGCCUCCUACCUUUGAUGAUUUUGAUUCAAGUCCCUCGCCGCCUCUUGAGAAAAAAGCAGUAAAGCGUUUCCGAGAACCAGAUGCCCUGUCCCAUCUCGGAAAAAAAACACCUAAGGUAGGGUCAGCCUUGUGGGUUGAUGUAUAUUCCCCUACAACCCGAGAUGACCUGGCUGUUCACAAGAGAAAAGUACAGGAAGUGGAAUCAUGGCUGGUAGAAAGCAUGGCUGCUCUCAAGGGAAGGAAAUUCUUAUUGUUGACGGGUCCAGCUGGUUGUGGAAAGUCUGCCACAGUUCGGCUGCUGGCCAAGGAGGCUAGAUUGAAUUUUGUGGAAUGGAUUAACCCUACAACAACAGCUUACAAUUCAGCAUUCUUGGAACUAGAAAAUAUUUGGAUUCCCGAAGAUACUGUGAGAUCACCAGUCCCGACCCAAAACCGUUUUUGGGGCUUUUUUAUGGGGAGUAGCAAAAAUAAGAAGCGGUUUUGUGGGGAAAAGGGAAAAAUGAAAAAUUGGGGUUUUGUGGAGGACUUCCCUAAUGUUUUUUUUCAGGACAGUGCCUCUUUUUCUGUUUUCUACAGAAAAUACAACAUAAGAAACAUUGGUGUUCCAGUUGUGUUCAUAGUUACUGACUCCACCCAUCAGCAGAGCAGCCUCAAACAUCUCUUCCCUCCAGAUGUGCAGCAAGAACUCUCCAUGGUUAAUAUAGCGUUCAACCCUAUAGCAAGUGGAUUACUGGUGAAGGCAUUGAGUCGCAUAUUGAGUAUAGAGAGUGCUUCUGAGGGAAGAAAGAUGCAGCCACUCCCUACCCGUGAGACACUCCAGAUAUUAGCAGAAACAUCCGGCGGUGAUAUACGAAGUGCAGUCAAUGCUCUUCAAUUUGCAACUAAAAAAAAUUCAAGUCACCUUGAAGGGUUAUUCACUGGAUCAUCACAGACAAGAAAACUGACAAGACAUAAAUCCCUUAACAAAGCUCAACCAAGAAAAGAUGUUUCUAUAAAAUGUGAUAAUCUUGAUGGAUUUGCUGCAAUAGGAGGGAAGGAUGCUUCUCUCUUUCUCUUCAGAGCUCUGGGAAAAGUUCUAUACUGCAAACGUAAGUGUUAACUUUUAUGAUUAA